Molecule: messenger RNA, 1977 nt
Organism: Adineta ricciae
Lineage: Eukaryota; Metazoa; Rotifera; Eurotatoria; Adinetida; Adinetidae
Source: the annotation of a GenBank genome assembly
AUGAAAUAUUCAAAUACAGUCCUGAUUAUUCUGAUCUAUCUAGCGAUUUUCAUAAAUCGAACACAGCAACAAACAACCGUCAACAUAACAAUAACAACAUGUAAUGAUUUUUCAUGCAAUCUUCGGCGAACUCCAUGUUCAACUAAUCUUGACUGUGAAUGUUUUGCUCCAGCAUCGAAUUCCAGCACAGGCAUUUGUGCUUCAGCAUUGAUAUCUUGUUCAAGCCUUCCGGCUUGUGAUAUGAAUAAUCGAACAUGUUCUUAUAGCGGUACAAUAUGUGUGCAGAAUACACGUUGCGGUGAACCAGUUUGCUAUCCAACACUUCUAGCAAGCACUUUGAUUUGUCCACCUCUACCGACAACGACAACAAGCACGACAAGUACCACUAGCACCUCAAGUACGACUAGUACCUCAAGCACGAGUAGCACUAGUAGCUCGACCAGUUCCACCAGUUCCACCAGCUCCACUUCUUCUACUAGUACCACUAGCACAACGAGUACAACUAGCACAUCAAGUACGACUAGCACAUCAAGCACAACACAACAAGUACGACUAGCACAUCAAGCACAACUAGCUCUACUAGUUCCACCAGCUCCACCAGUUCUACUUCUUCCACUUCCAGCACUUCCACGAGUACCACCAGUGCCACCAGCUCUACUUCUUCCACUUCUACUAGUACCACUAGCACCACCAGUGUCACUAGUGCCACCACUUCGACUAGUUCCACCAGCUCUACCUCUUCCACUUCUACUAGUACCACUAGCACCACCUCUUCUACUUCCACCACGUCGACUAGUUCCACCAGCUCUACGUCCGCCACUUCUUCUACUUCUACGACAUCCACUAGCUCCACCAGCUCGACCAGUUCGACUAGCUCUACUAGUUCGACUAGCUCCACUAGCUCUACCAGCUCCACUAGCUCCACCAGCUCUACCAGCUCGACUAGCUCCACUAGUUCUACCAGUUCCACUAGCUCCACUAGUUCAACUACCUCAACAAGCACAACGAGUUCUACAUCAAGUACGUAGAAUUUCACCGUUUCUACCGACUAGAAGGCCGGUGUUCAACACUCUAUUGGUUAUUUUUUUAUNCGGUUAUCAAGACGAGUCGUUGGUACCGUUAGAAGAGUCAGUUUCUCCAGUGACUCACCUGUUCACAAAUUUGGCUCAAUACAUUUGGAUUGCAAAACGCAAUUGCCAGAAACCAUUGGGCGAUCUAACACAAGAUGAAAGUGCUGCUAUUUAUUUGUACACAAUGCAGUUCCCACGAGAGCAAAGCUUAUAUUUAAUUCUAAAUCGUUUUCUACGAACUGAAAAUCGUGAUGCACUCACUCCUUGGUUCAAAUACUUGAAGUUAUUCCUCACAGCUUUAUUUAAAUUGCAAUCGGUUCGCGCUACUGUUUGGCGAGGUGUACGAGGAGAUGAUCUUAGCGAUCAAUAUCCCACUGAAAAGACAAGUUUUCUUGGUAAAACUGGAGUUCGAACGUUAUUUUCUAUUGAAUGUCUUAACGGAAAGUCGAUCAAACAACAUUCGUAUUUUAGUAAGAGUGAAGAAGAAAUUGUUUUAAUGCCAGGAACAUUCUUCAAAGUCGUUGGUCAGGUAAAUCCUGCAGAAGGAUUACAUAUUAUUCAUCUAAAAGAAAUUCAGCCACCAUUUGUGUUGUUGAAACCGCCAUUCGAUGGACCAGAGCAGGUAAAAUCUUCGUUGGAUUUGCAUAAAUUGCAGAAAGCACCGAGACUAUGCAUAGUGAAAGAAUCAUGUGUUUCUACCUUAGCUGCCAGCGAUCAAUCGCUACUAUGUUGUUCGUCGGAAUCUUUGACGCUUAUGAAUGUACAAGAUCAAAGCUUAUUUACGGUUAAGCAAAGUUUUGCUAUUCUUGACGUGUGCUGGUCAUCUUGUCUCCGCCAAUUUCUUAUUUUAUCUGAUACGAAUGCACUCUAUUCAUUGUCUGAUCAAACAAGAAAAUUGUCAAAAUAG